This is a messenger RNA of Lactuca sativa (garden lettuce), 1041 nucleotides long. Its product is annotated as RING/U-box superfamily protein. The record is from RefSeq and is a predicted model, not a curated record. NCBI's taxonomy places the organism in Eukaryota, Viridiplantae, Streptophyta, Magnoliopsida, Asterales, Asteraceae.
UUGAUACGAUGGGAAGACUAUCGCCCCCUUCGCGACCUUUCUUCUCCUCUCAUGUCCGACAUCACCCUCCCUCUUUCUCUUUCUCUUUCUUCUUAUCUAUAGAGCUCUCUCACUCUCCUUUUCAAGUAUACAAAAGCUACGUUAUCUUUGAUAAUUCUUUUGUUAUUUAAACUCAAAACCCUUUAAAUGGACGCUGUAAUUGGAGGUGCUGAAGGAGAGAUUAGGGUUUAUUAUUUCAUUCCCAGAUUGAUCUCCGGCGCUAUCUCCGGCGCCCUUACUGGUCUCUUCGCAUUCGGUGGGGCCUUCACGGGUGCCAUCACUGGUGCUGUGGCGGGUAGAGCUUCUGAUUGUGGGGCCCUCCGUGGAGCUGGACUCGGUGCUCUUGCUGGAGCUGUUCUUUCUGUUGAGGUUCUAGAAGCUUCACGUGCUUAUUGGUCUCAAGAACUCUCUUCCAAUAGAAACUCAUCAAUGGCUGAUUUUAUGGAGGAGCUUCUUCGUGGAAGGUUUUCAGAGGAACGUUUUCCACCUGAACUUUUAACAGCGUAUCAUUUUCAGCAGGUGAGUAUGAGUCCUGUUGAUGUACUUGAUUUUAAUGAUGACGUGGCACACAAAGGGUUGUCAGAUGAUUCAUUGAGACGCUUACCAUGGCACAAGAUUUCAGAUGAAAGUAAACCGAAUCAAACCAUUUGUUGCACAAUAUGUUUGCAGGAUGUUAAAGUUGGUGAAAUUGCUCGAAGUUUGCCUCAUUGUCAACACAUGUUUCACCAGAUUUGUGUGGAUAAGUGGUUAUCUAGACAUGGAUCAUGCCCUAUAUGUCGACAACAUGUGUAAGUUUUUGUUAAAUAAAUUAUGUAUAAAAUUAUUGGUGUAUAUAUAUAUAUGUUUAUGUAUACAUGUGUGUGUGUUUGUGUUGAUUGUUGUAAGAUGAUGAUGUCAUUGGGAUGUGUAUAGCUUCUUGUAAGAUGGGUUGUGUUUUGUUACAAAUAUGCAAUUUAGGGUAUGUAUAUGGAGACUAUUUUGAAAUAAAUGUGUUAUUGUAUA